GUCGAUAGUCUGUUGGUAAACAUUCAUCAAUAUUAUUAUGGCAACCCGUUGGUGUAGAAAUAAUAUGUCCCCAAGAUUGUCGUGGACGCGUCCAGCAAUGGCGUCGGAUAAAAGAGCUUUCGCCGCAACCGUAGCCAUGCUUGUGCUAUUGAAAAUGAUGUGCUUGGUCACCUCGUUGCCGGCUUCCAUGAGUAUGCCGCUUGUCGACCCGGGACUGUUCGUCAUAUCUGGCGUGAAAACUUGCGGUAACAACAGCGGUUAUUGUCUUUUGGGACCGGACUGCACGACUGACGACGAUUUCUUACCGGAUUCGACCGGACACUGCGAAGGACUUAAGCGCGCGUUCACACCAAGCGCCUCUUUUUCUUGCUGCAAGUUCAACAACAGGACCACCGUAGCCGUGCCGGCAAUCGACGGGGAAACGGCGGUGGCUUUUGACGGCACCACCACCAACAGGAAUAUAAGAAACGUUUGGCAAGUAGACGUGGACCCGGCCAAGGUGGACGUAGAUCAGUUGGCAAAACUGCAUCACAUCGAGACGGUGGUGAAAACCAUCGUGGAACAGCUCAUAAACGAAACGGCCAAUCAGCUGAAACACAAAGGCGCCAACAAGGAAAGCACGGCCAUCGCGGAUAGUGACAACGGCAGAACCGAAAAUUUGGCGAUGGAAGCCGCCGCCGACGAGACGAACGAAGACGCUGUGGUCGUUGAUUCGUCCGGGGAAGAGGAAACGCCGACAACCGAAAAACCGGAACCGGAAAUGACCGUGACCGACCUGGAAUUAAAAGCCGAACCCGUCGACACGGCACAAGACGAGGAUUCCAUGGACGAAGACGAGUACAAGGCGGGUAAGGACAUUUGCAAGAAAACGUGCAAGAGUGAAAUCACGUUUGCCACGGGCAAGAGACCGAUUUGCUACGGAACGCUCAUAGACGACAUAUGGAUACUUACCUCGGCCACUUGUGCUUCCAGGAUACACAAGGCGGAUAUGAGAAAAGUUUUAGUCAGCCGCAAAAGCUCAACUGGCGUGCAAGGUCUUGGUAUAUCGAAUAUAUUGGUGCACGAAGACUUCAAAUCGCCGGCCAUUAAAAAUGCUCCUGACCACAACGACUUGGCUCUGGUAAGUCUGACGGUACCGAUAUUGGACGGAGGUUGUUCGCCGUGCUUGCAGAGGAGUAACGUCACCACUCAAAUGUGUAAAAAUUUCCAAGGCACAAUCGUCAAGAACACGGUGAAAAACGCCGAAAACUGCGAAGAUCGAUUGCAAAUGAAAAAAUUCAUCAACAGCCAUUACUACGUGUUGCCGUGCAACCGGUGGAGAAUGCAAUAUAACAAGGAAGGUCAUCUCGGAAGUGGACUUUGGUGUAACGGCAUACUAGCCGGUGUACAAACGGGCGUUGGCGUAGGGUCGUUGAUUUACACACCAGUGAACGAACACAACGCUUGGAUAUCCGAUAACAGAAGGAACGAAGAAAGAAAGUAAACUACAUAAUAUUGUGCUAAUCACGCGUUAAUCGCGUGCACCAAAAGACUGUGCUGUUAUUAGAACGUCGAAUGUAUAUUUAUAUAUUUUGUGUAUCGGUAUAAGAUGUAAAGUUUGUAUUUUUUAAUACCUCGAGUAUUUUUUUAAUUUUUUUUUUUUUUAUAAUAUCC
Messenger RNA from Adelges cooleyi (spruce gall adelgid), 1653 nucleotides. RefSeq lists its product as uncharacterized. Gene Ontology annotation, molecular function: serine-type endopeptidase activity. Gene Ontology annotation, biological process: proteolysis. The transcript is spliced from 8 exons. The coding region runs from base 38 to 1483 and encodes 481 amino acids. The record is from RefSeq and is a predicted model, not a curated record. NCBI's taxonomy places the organism in Eukaryota, Metazoa, Arthropoda, Insecta, Hemiptera, Adelgidae.